AUGGCGGUCGUGGCGGCGGUGGCGGCUCGCGCCUGGUCUGUGGCGGCGCUGACGGGCGGGCUGCGGGCGCUGAACGGCGGAGGCGGCUCCUGCUGCCGCCGGCGGUGGAAGCGGCGAGGCGCCUGGGCGGGGCUGGGGCGAGAGCUGUCCGCGGGGGUCCCGCCUCAGGCCCCCUCUCAAGCGGCUGGGGCGGGGCUGACGGGGGCUGUCCUGAGGGACGCUGUCAGGCAGCAGCAGUCAACAGAAGGUGGAGAUGGAAAAGGAACUGAUGAGCAGCAAGAGAAGAAAAAACAGAAGGAAAAUACUGCAUAUGCAAAGAAAAUGGUGCUCAGGAUAGCAGGGCUUAUGGGAGCUGGCAGCGGUAUAGCAAUUAUCUACAUCUUUGGUAGUAAUUCGGUGGAUGAGCAUGGUGCGAAGAUUCCCGAUGAAUUUGAUAAUGAUCCAGUGGUGAUUCAACAACUCCGAAGGUCAUACAAAUACUUCAAAGAUUACAGACAGAUGAUCAUAGAGCCCACCAGUCCUAAGCUGCUCCCAGACCCCCUGAAAGAACCCUAUUACCAGCCCCCGUACACCCUAGUCAUUGAACUCACGGACGUGCUCCUUCACCCUGAAUGGUCGUUAGUGACCGGAUGGCGCUUCAAAAAGAGGCCCGGCAUCGACAACCUGUUCCAGCAACUGGCGCCGCUCUACGAAAUCGUCAUCUUCACGUCCGAGACAGGCAUGACGGCGUUCCCCCUCAUAGACAGCGUCGACCCUCACGGGUUCAUCUCCUACCGGCUUUUCCGCGAUGCCACCCGUUACAUGGAUGGGCACCAUGUGAAGGAUAUCUCCUGCCUGAACAGAGACCCGGCCAAAGUGGUGGUGGUGGACUGCAAGAAAGAGGCCUUCCGCCUGCAGCCCUUCAAUGGCAUGGCGUUGAAGAAGUGGGACGGGAAUUCGGAGGACCGGACGCUCUUUGACCUCGCUGCCUUUCUGAAGACCGUUGCCUUGAGCGGAGUAGAAGACGUCCGGUCAGUGCUGGAGAACUACUCCUUGGAGGAGGAUCCGCUGGAGGCGUUCAAACGCCGGCAGUCCCAGCUGGAGCAGGAAGAGCAGCAGCGCCUCUCUGAUCUCUCGCAACACAAGAAGAAGCAGCUCUUCCUGGGCUCCUUGGCAAGCCGGCUGUGGCCUCGCUCCAAACAGCAGUGACCGUGACGCUUCCCAGCACAGCCCUGCCGCCCACAAGUGGACUUCUCAGCCGUUCCAGUGCCUGGUGGUGGGAACGGUGCCCCCCCCCCGGAGAAGGCAGUGAACGCACGGGGGGCGUAGACUUUGGCCCAAAGGUGACACGGAUCGGGGCGCAAGAGCUGGCCCACUCUCACCCUCCGCUUAAACUCCAGCAGCAAUAUCCCCUCCACGACCGAGGCAGCUGUGUGCAGCGCCCUUUCCCAAACGUUUUUCCAGAGUGGACUCUCUGGUGGCCUCGAGAGCAACCUCCUCUCUGGGUAGCCAAGGAAGUGCGCCGCCUCCUCAUCAGAGCCAGGGAAGGGGAGAGCCAGGGUGGGGCCUGCUCCUCGGUUGCUUCCGGAUCACUUUUUCACACACCGUUAUCAUGUUCUCUCAGAUUUGAGACCAGUUUGCUACUCUGUUGGGGUGAACGGAAAUGAAUGUUGGAUGUUCUCUCAAAUAAAUGGUCAUCUUUA
Molecule: messenger RNA, 1682 nt
Organism: Elgaria multicarinata webbii
Lineage: Eukaryota; Metazoa; Chordata; Lepidosauria; Squamata; Anguidae
Gene: TIMM50
Product: translocase of inner mitochondrial membrane 50
Exons: 11
Coding region: 1-1188 (395 amino acids)
Biological process (GO): protein import into mitochondrial matrix
Cellular component (GO): TIM23 mitochondrial import inner membrane translocase complex
Source: RefSeq, a predicted model, not a curated record